Molecule: messenger RNA, 1647 nt
Organism: Lotus japonicus
Lineage: Eukaryota; Viridiplantae; Streptophyta; Magnoliopsida; Fabales; Fabaceae
Product: L-ascorbate oxidase homolog
Exons: 7
Coding region: 1-1647 (548 amino acids)
Molecular function (GO): copper ion binding; oxidoreductase activity
Source: RefSeq, a predicted model, not a curated record
AUGAGACCACCAUGCAAAGCUGCAGUUUCUUCUCUGAUUCUGCUUCUUGCAAUAGCAUUCCUUUGCACUACUGGCGUCAACUCCGAAGACCCCUAUAGGUUCUUCAACUGGAAGAUCACCUAUGGUGACAUCAACCCUCUUGGUGUCAAACAACAGGGGAUCUUGAUUAAUGGAAAAUUCCCAGGGCCUCACAUAAACGCUGUUACUAAUGAUAACUUGAUCAUCCGUGUGCAUAACCAACUCACAGAACCAUUCCUCAUAUCAUGGAAUGGCUUAAUGCACAGGAGAAACUCAUGGCAGGAUGGAGUUUCUGGCACAAACUGUGCAAUCCCACCUGGGAAGAACUUCACUUAUGUCCUCCACGUGAAGGACCAAAUUGGUAGCUUUUUCUAUUUCCCAUCUCUUGGAAUGCAAAAAGCUGCAGGAGGAUAUGGAAGCAUCACAAUCCGAAGCCGCCCCAGAAUUCCUGUUCCUUUCCCUCCUCCUGCAGAGGACUUCUCCAUUCUUGCUGGUGAUUGGUUCAACACAAGCCAUCAUAGACUGGAGAGAAUCCUGGAGAAUGGUCAUAAUCUUCCCUUCCCUCAAGGACUUAUAAUCAAUGGGCAUGGCAAGAAUGGACAAACCAUUUUCACAGUUGAUCAAGAUAAGACUUACAGAUUCAGGAUAUCAAAUGUUGGGCUAACAACAUCCAUCAACUUCAGAAUCCAAGGGCACAAGAUGAAACUUGUGGAGGUAGAAGGAUCACACACUCUCCAGAACACCUAUUCUUUCCUGGACAUUCAUCCUGGACAAUCCUACUCUGUGCUUGUCACAGCUGAUCAACCUGCCAAUGAUUACUACAUUGUUGCCUCCACAAGGUUCACCAGAAAAAUACUCACAACAACUGGAACUCUUCACUACAGCAAUUCAAUCAAGAGGGUGUCUGGUCCCAUUCCACAAGGACCUAUUGAUAUGACUUCAUCUCUUUUACAAGCUAGGACUAUCAGAUUGAACCUAACAGCAAGUGGACCUAGACCAAACCCUCAGGGAUCUUAUCACUACGGUUCAAUCAAACCCACUAGAACCAUCAUGCUGGAAAAUUCUGCUCCCAUUAUCAAUGGCAAGCAGAGGUAUGCAGUAAACAGUGUUUCAUAUGAAGCACCAGAUACUCCAUUGAAACUAGCUGAUUACUACAACAUCUCUGGAGUUUUCUCCCUUGGAAGCAUUCCUAGUAAACCCACAGGGGACAAAGCUCACAUCCAAACCUCUGUCAUGGGGGCUAAUCACCAUGAAUUUGUGGAGAUUGUGUUCCAGAAUUGGGAGAACUCUAUGCAAUCAUGGCAUGUAGAUGGCUACAAUUUCUUUGUUGUAGGGUAUGGUAUUGGACAGUGGACACCUGCAAGCAGAAGAUCCUACAAUCUGAAAGGUGCUGUUUAUAGAUGCACCACCCAGGUGUAUCCAAGGUCAUGGACUGCAAUCUACAUGGCACUGGACAAUGUGGGAAUGUGGAACAUAAGGUCUGAGAAUUGGGCAAGGCAAUUUUUGGGGCAGCAAUUCUAUUUUAGGGUGUAUACACCUUCCAAGUCAUGGAGAGAUGAAUACCCAAUCCCAAAGAAUGCACUUAUUUGUGGAAAGGCGGGAGGACAUCACAGAAGACUUCUUUCUUAG